CUGAAUUUAUUUUUGAAGCAUAGAAGUUUUGGAUUGAACAAUGGAUCAACGAACUCAAGUGUUUCUGCUUCUUAUAUACGCUCCGGUUCUCGUUUUAUCCAAUCAUCAGACAAGUAUUCCGGAUGUUACUGGUUUAAAGUCUCUAAUGGCACUGUGGACUAACACACCCCCAAGUUGGGGAGCUCGCGAUCCUUGUGAAGAUAGUUGGGAUGGAAUUGGGUGUACCAACAUGCGUGUCGUCUCUUUAACAUUAUCGAGUAUGAAUUUGAGUGGCUCACUCUCUGGAGAUAUUCAACAGUUAUCUGAACUACAAAUUUUGGAUCUCUCUUACAACAAGGGCCUGUCAGGACCACUCCCAACACAAAUUGGGAGUUUGACGAAGCUUACUAACAUAAUCCUGGUUGGUUGCAGUUUCUCUGGUCUCAUCCCUGCUUCAAUAGGGUCCCUACAAGAGCUAAGAUUUCUAUCUCUGAAUGCUAACAGAUUUAGUGGGAAGAUCCCAUCUUCCAUUGGUAAUCUGUCUAAACUAUAUUGGCUGGAUCUAGCUGACAACAACCUCGAAGGACCCAUCCCAGUUUCUGAUGGUGUUGAACCUGGACUUGACAUGCUCAGUCAUUGCAAGCACUUUCAUCUCGGAAUCAAUCAGCUCUCAGGCCCAAUUCCAUCAAAGCUCUUUAACUCAAACAUGAGUCUGAUACAUGUGCUCUUCGAAAGUAAUAAACUCACUGGCAGCAUCCCUUCCAGCAUUGGACUUCUAAAGACUUUGGAGGUGGUGCGAUUUGACAGAAACAUGUUAAGUGGGCCUAUUCCUCCGAGCCUCAGCAAUCUUACAAGUGCUUCCCAGCUGUUCUUGUCCAACAACAAGCUGAGCGGCCCUCCUCCUGACCUUACUGGCAUGAUCCUUCUCCAGUAUCUGGAUUUAAGCAAUAAUAGUUUCGACUUGUCUGAUAUUCCACCGUGGUUUUCAACACUAGAGUUUUUGACCACAUUAAUCAUGGCGGACACACAACUUCAAGGAGAAAUACCUGCUGCUCUAUUCAGGCUUUCAAACAUACAGACUGUGGUCCUGAGGAACAACCAGCUGAAUGGCACUUUGGAUAUUGUCAAUACCUCCAGCAGUCAAUUGACUCUCGUUGAUUUGCAAAAUAAUUUAAUAAGCGAAUACAAAGGAAAUGGAGGAUACCGUGGUACUUUGAUACUUGUUCAAAAUCCAGUUUGUGACGAAACUGGAGCUUCACUGAGUUACUGCAAGAUUUCGCUAUCAUCUGAUAUCGUGCCAUAUGAAACAAUGCCAAAUAACUGUGUGCCCAGUCUCUGCAGCUCCAAUCAGGUUUCAAGCCCCAACUGUAAAUGUGCAUAUCCAUACAAGGGCACUCUAAUCUUUAGAGCUCCUACCUUCUCAGACUUGGAAAACUCGACUCACUACAAAGAGCUUGAGAAGGCACUCACGAAUUCUUUCUUAUCCCAUCAACUUAGUGUCGAUUCUGUAUCUUUGAGUAAUCUCACCAAGGAUUCACUUUCAUACCUUAAGUUGGCUCUAGCAGUAUUUCCACAAAGCCAAGAUCGUUUCAAUAGAAAGGAAGUUUCUAGUAUUUCUUUUCUACUCAGUAACCAAACAUUCAAGCCUCAAAAAUCUUUUGGACCCUUCUAUUUCAUUGGUGACGAUUACGAAUACUUUGAAGGUGAUUUACCAUCAGAAUCAAACAAAUCGUCUAAUGUGGGCAUUAUUAUUGGAGCAGCAGCUGGUGGUUCUGUUCUUGUGCUAAUAUUAAUUCUUGUAGGAAUUUAUGCAAUUCACCAGAAAAGAAGGGCAAAAAGAGCCACUGAUAAAAACAAUCCUUUUGGCAAAUGGGAUGUGAAUGAUAAGAGCAGGGGUAGCGUUCCUCAAUUAAAUGGUGCUAGAUCGUUCUCUUUUGAAGAACUCAUGCAAUACAGCAACAACUUUUCAGAAGAAAAUGAUAUUGGAUCUGGGGGCUAUGGAAAGGUUUACCGUGGAAUUCUUCCCACAGGGCAACUGAUUGCCAUCAAACGAGCUCACACAGAAUCUAUUCAAGGUGGAAAUCAGUUCAGAACUGAGAUUGAACUUCUUUCACGGGUUCAUCAUAAGAACCUUGUCAGCCUUCUAGGAUUUUGUUUUGACCGGGGUGAGCAGAUGCUGGUGUAUGAGUAUGUAGCAAAUGGGACUCUUAAGGAUAGUCUUUCAGGUAAGUCAGGAAUCAGAUUAGAUUGGCAGAGGAGACUUAAAAUAGCACUUGGUACAGCUAGAGGCUUAGCCUAUCUUCAUGAACUUUGCGACCCUCCAAUUAUACACAGAGAUAUAAAAUCAACUAAUGUUCUGUUGGACAACCACUUGAAUGCAAAAGUUGCUGAUUUCGGUCUCUCCAAGUCCAUGGGUAACAGUGGGAGGGAUCAUGUCUCCACUCAAGUUAAAGGGACAAUGGGAUACAUGGAUCCUGAAUAUUACAUGACGCAACGGUUGACUGAGAAGAGUGAUGUUUAUGGUUUUGGAGUGCUAAUGUUGGAGCUCCUUACUGCAAGAAGACCCAUAGAACAAGGAAAAUAUAUCGUGCGAGAAGUAAGGACGGCAAUGGACAAGACUAAAGAAUUAUACAACCUUCAUGACAUCCUGGAUUUAGCUAUUGGUUUGGGGACGACACUCAAAGGUUUAGAGAGGUUUGUUGAUCUUGCAAUGACUUGUGUUGAAGAAGAAGGAGCCAACAGGCCUACAAUGAGUGAGGUGGUAAAAGAGAUUGAAAACAUUAUGCAGCUUGCUGGUCUGAACCCUAAUGCAGAGUCAGCAUCCACUUCCGCAAGCUACGAGGAUCAGGCAAGCACUAAGCAUCCUUACAGUGAUGAGGCCUUUGAUUAUAGUGGAGGAUUUCCUGCUUCAAAGAUAGAGCCGCUGUAGGGAGCAUGAUUGUACAUUAGUAGCUAGCUUGCUUAAGUUUAUAACAGUUUAUUCCAUUCGAAUUAUAUUUAUUGCCGCAUGGCUUGGGGCACAAGGUGGAUGUUGACAGGGGGUAACGGAAGAGGGUACUUCAACUUGUUGGGUUACCCCUCCCUUCAAUCACUUGCUCAUUGACAGCUGAGCUUGAAAUUAAGAAACAUGUAUGCCAUGGAACCAACCAUUGACAAGGCCAUUGGAUUAGUCUAAACCCUAAACCAACAAUUCAUCUAGUCAACUAUGUGCCCUUUCUAUCAAGUUGUAGCUGAAUAUUGCUUCUCCGAUCGAUAACGACUGGGAGAGAAGAGACGAGACAUUUCUUCAUCU
Molecule: messenger RNA, 3271 nt
Organism: Fragaria vesca subsp. vesca
Lineage: Eukaryota; Viridiplantae; Streptophyta; Magnoliopsida; Rosales; Rosaceae
Product: probable leucine-rich repeat receptor-like protein kinase At5g49770-like
Exons: 19
Coding region: 41-2908 (955 amino acids)
Biological process (GO): protein phosphorylation
Molecular function (GO): protein binding; ATP binding; protein kinase activity
Source: RefSeq, a predicted model, not a curated record